UUGCUGCACUAACGCAGGGAAACGAUUGACAGGAAGUUUUGGUAUACAGUUAGGUACAGCUGCCAAAAAAACUUUACAACAACUAGGAGGUAUCAUACCAAUUUUACCAGUCAAUAUAGACUGAGACACUGAGUGUGAUCCCUUCGAAACAUCCUGGGAUAUUUUUCAAUGUUGAUAAACAUUGGGUCACGAUAGGCCCAAAACGGAGGUAAUUGAGCAUUCACAGAAUUUGCAAAGCAUAUAACGGAUAAGAGAAAAAACACACUCAUCGUAGACAUGAUAUGGGGAAGGGAAUUAUGCGACAAGAGAAGGCUUAAGAAAUUCAAUAUAUGGUUAUCUUAAGAUAGCUUUUUAUGAAAGUAAAUAAUUGAUUGUCUCGUCCAAUUUAUAGGAAAAAUGGAGUAUGAAACAAUUAAUUAUAAUUUCAAACAUUUGACCACUUCCGUAGAUUUGAUGAAGUCAACAGUAUUCAUUUUUAUCUUGAGUAAUUGUAACUGUUUUUUAUAGAUUGAAUUUGUAUCAAUUGGCUUUUUAUUAAUUUCUAGAGAUUUUUCAGAUUAGUAUUAUAUUUAUAAUUUUAUCAAUUUUAGUAUUAGAAUUAAAUCCAGUUUUUACUCAAAAUAUUAAAAAUACAAUUAAUGUAAAACUUAGUUAUAGUUAUUUCUGAUUUUUAGUUCUAGAUAACAUUGUUUUUUUUUGAAACUUAGUUCUAGAUAACAUUGAUACAAUAAUAAUAGGAAAGAUAUCAUAUACUAUUGACCACAUACAAUAUUGAUACGAUAAUAAUAGGAAAGAUAUACUACAAUAUUGAUACAACAAUAAUAGGAAAGAGACAAUAUUACUAUUAACCACAUAUAAUAUUUGAUAUAAUAAUAAUAGGAAAGAAAAUAUAUACUAUUGACCACGCAAAUGUGGUAAGAAAUCUUUAUCAUAACUCAUAAGUUUGCACGCUUAUGUUUAGAAGCCCUUCACCAUUUUUUCUUAUAAAUUGGAACACAUUGCAUUACUUAGUAUCAUCAAAUUAAACAAGAAUCAACUUACAGAUUAUCAUAUCUUAGACAUCAUAGUCUUUUCUUAGUCUUGUUGCGUGAUCCCAAAUAUAUUCAUGUCGAUUAAGAAUGUGCACCUUCUUCUCCUGGUGACGAUAUGCAUUGCAUCCUCUGCUAAUGCUCAGUUUCCAUUUCCGUUUCCAUUUCAACCAAGUCCAGGUAGUAUGCCAGGAAUGCCUGGUAUGAGCCAAUGUUGGUCAACACUGAUGGAUAUACCAGGCUGUUUUGCAGAGAUCAGACAAUCCAUUAUGACCGGUAAAUUCGGUAGCAUAGGUCCUGCUUGUUGUAAAGCUUUUUUAGAUGCUGAAGCCAACUGCACAAAAAAUCUUCCAUUCAAACCGUUUUUCCCUCCUAUGCUAAAGGAACAAUGCUCGCGUGCUGCCGGUCCUCCAACGACGCUGUAAGAUUAACGUGAAAGAUAAAUUACGAAAAGGAAAGACAGUGAUCUAAUAAUUAUACUGUUGCAUUUCCUAUGCUUUAUUGAACGAAUUACUCAGUCCUUAAGCAUUGACUUUUUCUUGGGUUCACCCCCUAGGGUGAACCUUUAGGUUCACCAACCAA
This is a messenger RNA of Brassica napus (rape), 1610 nucleotides long. RefSeq lists its product as uncharacterized. Lineage: Eukaryota; Viridiplantae; Streptophyta; Magnoliopsida; Brassicales; Brassicaceae. The coding region runs from base 1106 to 1453 and encodes 115 amino acids. Gene Ontology annotation, cellular component: extracellular region; vesicle. The transcript has a single exon. Gene Ontology annotation, biological process: regulation of protein localization to cell surface; regulation of double fertilization forming a zygote and endosperm; double fertilization forming a zygote and endosperm. The record is from RefSeq and is a predicted model, not a curated record.